This is a messenger RNA of Lodderomyces margitis, 1233 nucleotides long. RefSeq names its product tRNA:m4X modification enzyme. Gene Ontology annotation, biological process: tRNA methylation. The transcript has a single exon. The record is from RefSeq and is a predicted model, not a curated record. NCBI's taxonomy places the organism in Eukaryota, Fungi, Ascomycota, Pichiomycetes, Serinales, Debaryomycetaceae. The coding region runs from base 1 to 1233 and encodes 410 amino acids.
AUGGCUGAUACGCCGGAACCAAAGAGACAAAAGGUGGAUAAGCCUCAAACGUAUCAAUGUGAAUACCUUCUACCCAAGAAGAACAAGAGAUGUCGCAUGUUGAGGAAGAAGCAGAACAAGUACUGCUCGGAACAUAUGAUUCAUGAUACGACUUCGAGUCAGAAACGAAUCCCGUGUCCUUUGAAUCCUAAUCACACUGUAUGGGAAAAGGAUUUGACAUUGCAUUUGGAAAAAUGUAAUGCUAGACCAGAGACGAAUCAUGAUCCGUGGUACGUGGAAAAUUAUAACCAUGCAUUGCGCAAUUCAACCCAAGUUACAUUAUUUGACAAUGGUGGCCCUCAACAUGACGAAAAUUUCUACAGAGAGUUGCUAGAUAAGAUACAAUUCAAACCACUCAAGAGGAUCAUAGGCGAGCACGAAGGGUUGCUGAAGCAUUUGGAAGAAAAGACAAAUCAAAAGCACAUAAUACAACAAUCUUCAAUUAUAGGUAAUUUGAAGCGACUUGGUUUAUUAUCGUCGGAUAAUUUUUACGUGGAGUUUGGCUGUGGCAAAGGCGAGUUAUCUAGGUGUGUGAACCAAUGUGUUUUGUAUGACUCCUCUGAGUGUGGACCAAAUUAUGGGUUUGGGUUGAUAGAUAGGGGUACAAACCGGCUUAAGGCGGAUAACAAGAUCAUCCAAGACUCUGAACCAUUCAAGGCAAAGCCUGUUAUUAAAAGAAGCAAGAUCGAUAUAAAGGAUUUAAACGUAGAUAAAUUUUUGGAGGAUAUUCGUCCAAAUAAAGUGGUCGCGGUUUCAAAACAUUUAUGUGGGGCAGCCACUGAUCUCACGUUGAAGCUGCUUUUGAAUUCGAACUUAUUCGAGAAUGCAACGUUUGGAGGUGUACUACUAGCAAUGUGCUGUCGCCAUGUUUGCUUCGGGGACGAGUUUUUACCUAAGUCCAAGGAAUACUUGUACAAUUUGGGGUUUAAUACUACUCAAUCAAUCAAAGUAUUGAAGAAGAUGGUUUCGUGGGGGGUGAACUUGAAUGACGACGAACGGAACAACAAAGAUUCUGGUUUAUGUUCCAAGCAGAGAUACGAAUACGGAAUUAAAGCAAGAAGGAUUAUUGAUGAAAGCAGAAUUCACGCGUUGAAAUCGAUAUUAGGUGAUGAAUACAAUGUUGAAAUAUUUUGGUACGUUGAUACAGAUAUUACAAAAGAGAACGUGUGCUUGUCAAUCACAAAGGGGCCAUAA